AGGCCGGCGCGGGGGCCCGCGGUGUCCGGCGCGGGGGGCCGGUGCCCGGUCUGGGCCGGAACUGCCGAGGCGACCUCCAGCGCCAGGCGGGGCCGGCUGCGCCUCCUUCAGCUGCUGGGCGCCCGCGGCCUCCGAGCGCCGGGACGGCCUGGCCUGCGCGCUCUCGGAACCGGCGGCGCGGGCGCAGGCGCGCGCGCGGGGGUGGCAGUGGGGGUUAGGGGCGGAUUUUAGGUUUUGUUUUCCUCUUUUCUGUUGCAUGACGAUUACCAGAAAGUCCCGGGGCGGAGCGACGGGCAGACCCCUCCACUCUGUCCGGCACGUAUUUUCCCAGGAGGGCGCGCAUUCCUCCCUGGAGCCCACCCCUUAAAGCAGUUUUCAGGAUCCUCGACUCUGAUUCAGAGCUUCUCAGGGUUGGCUGGAAACCACAGCCCAGCCUCCCGAUGCAGUCUGAAUCCGGCUGGUGUGAAGAGGAGACCCCUUCCCUCUUGUGGGGUUUGGAUCCUGUGUUUCUAGCCUUUGCAAAACUCUACAUCAGGGAUAUCCUGGACUUGAAGGAGUCCCGCCAGGUGCCAGGUAUAUUUUUUUACAACGGACAUCCAAUAAAGCAGGUAGAUAUCUUGGGAACUGUAAUUGGAGUGAGAGAGAAAGAUGCUUUCUACAGUUAUGGAGUGGAUGAUAGCACUGGAGUUAUAAACUGCAUCUGCUGGAAAAAGUUGAACAAUACCGAAUCUUCGUCAGCUACAGCUGCUCCAAGUACAAGAGAGCGGAGCUUAACCUCCCAGCUUAAGAAGCUGCAAGAGACCAUUGAGCAGAGAACAAAGAUAGAAAUUGGGGACAUUAUCCGGAUCAGAGGUUAUGUCCGCACAUACAGAGAAGAGCGAGAAAUUCAUGCCACUGCUUAUUAUAAAGUGGACGAUCCAGUGUGCAACAUUCAAAUUGCAAGGAUGCUUGAGCUGCCCAGUAUCUACAGAAAAGUUUAUGACCAGCCCUUCCGCAGCCCAGCCCUAGAGAAAGAAGGGGCACUAAGCAGCAAUCCAAGCACCCUAGACCUGGCCAGUCUCACGUGUUUGCUGAGUGAAAAAGCCAAAGAAUUCCUCGUGGAGAACAGAGUGCAAACCUUUUACCAGCAGGAAUUGGAAAUGGUGGAGUCUUUGCUGUCCCUUGCCAAUCAGCCUGUGAUUCACAGCGCCUGCGCUGAGCAAGUGGAUUUUAAGAAUGACACCACUUCCAAGGCAAUUCAUAGUAUAUUUAAGAAUGCCAUAAAGCUGCUGCAGGAAAAAGGACUCGUUUUCCAGAAAGAUGGUAGUUUUGACAACCUAUUUUAUGUAACCAGAGAAGACAAAGAACUGCACAGAAAGAUCCACCGGAUCAUUCAGGAAGACUGCCAGAAACCAAAUCCAACAUAGGAACUCGGAGAAGAUGAGGGGAGCUUUGGGAAAGCUCUGGGGCUACGGUUGGGUCACUGCUUGUAGCGAAGAGCCACCAAAGGGCUCCCCUGAGAGGAGAGAAGCUGAGCGAACACUCGAGCUCUCUGGUGCACAGAUGUUUCAGGAGGUGUGAACGCUGCAUGUGGUUCAUGUGGCAAGAAGACAAGUCGUGCUGCUCUCUGGUCAAGGAUUUGUUUGGAGAACCAUGACCAUCCCCAUCUGGUAAGCUACCAGGGCCUCUCAUCCCUAUGAGACACUUCUUUCUAAUUAUUUCUCCGUCUGAUAGUGUGCCAGGACACUGGCCAAGAGAGAGCCAAGUGGGAAGACGUCUACUCAGUGAUGAGGAGCUGUGGACUUGGUGCCGAUGACUGAAACCAAGCAAACUUGUAAUUUUCCACUGGAGAACACAUCCACACUUUCUUAUUAGUGUGGUUUCUUCUCUGCGGUUGGCCUCUGCAGCACUGCCCCAGUUGUUUCCUUACUAAGGGUAUGGGAGGCAUAUGGGCAGACUCGGAAAGUCCGUGAUGAGGCUGGCUGGAGGAGAAACAGGCCCUGGGGGGAAAGCUGGACCAUCCUGAAGGGAAUGGUGUCUCUUGGCGAACCUUGCAAUAGAGUUUUUGUUUGCGUGAUAGUCUCCUGGUGGAGGCUCUAAAUGUGAGCCCAAACUCCCACGUUAGUGAGUUUUUAUGUAAUCCAGAAUUUUAAAAAAAUACAGCAUAUUUUUACUGAACUUUUCUUAGGUAAACCCAAACAGGAAGGUCACAGCACAGCACAAGAUUCUGUGUUCACAGGAAUUCUAAAUCAAACCCCAAAUUCCUGAAGAGACUCAAAUCCCUCCGAUUAAAAUGAUAGGUUUUCGUUUUGGAACAUAAAGAGAGGAAUUUUGAAGACCACAUGAUAGCCCUGGUAUUUUUAGAUAGAGACCGUAAAGUGGAGUCUCAUGAAUUCACACUGAUUUGGGGAAAAGUUUGUGUAAAUUAGUGAAAAAAGUGAGUUUGAAAUAGUGCCAUUUAUUACUGUAGUGUUCCAUAUUACAUCGGAAUUACCAUGAGGGAACAGGUUUGUUGCUUUAGGAAACCUGCUUUAAUGAAUAAGAAUUAUUUUAAUUAUGUAUCGUUUGUUAUUAUUCAGUAUCAUUUACUUAUUAUGUAUUACGUAUCAUUUAAUAUUAACAGGUGACUUUAAAGUACUUGCCUUAAGAGAUGUGAAAACAUAUGUCCACACAAAAACUUGCACAUGAAUGUUCCCAGCAGUAUUAUUCCUAAUAUCCAAAAAAGUGGAAACAACCCAAAUGUCCAUCAACUGAUGAAUGGAUAAACAGAAAUGUAUUUAUGCAGUGGA
Equus quagga is the source of this 2768-nucleotide messenger RNA. RefSeq names its product STN1 subunit of CST complex (gene STN1). Gene Ontology annotation, biological process: double-strand break repair via homologous recombination; nucleotide-excision repair; telomere capping. The coding region runs from base 441 to 1406 and encodes 321 amino acids. Gene Ontology annotation, cellular component: chromosome, telomeric region; CST complex; site of double-strand break. The transcript is spliced from 10 exons. Gene Ontology annotation, molecular function: single-stranded telomeric DNA binding. The record is from RefSeq and is a predicted model, not a curated record. Lineage: Eukaryota; Metazoa; Chordata; Mammalia; Perissodactyla; Equidae.